AGUGGCAGGCUCCUUGCAUCAACAACACUUUCCAAGGGUGGAGUGCCCCGGUUACUGCCAACCUGACCAUCCCAGAGUGGGCUAGAGAUCACCCAUCAGGUAGAGCAAUCUUCCAUUCGGCUAUUAAUUGGCACUCAUCAUGGACACAGGAACUUCAUGGAGUCCGUCGGAGGCUAGCUAUCAGGCGUACAUUAACAGUCCCGACUGUUGUUCAGACCUGCCCCAUGGAUCAAGCCUUGGGGUGGUACAGAGACACGGCGACUUAUUAUGAAUUUCGCAAGUACCACGUUACAGCUCACGACGAGCAACCAAUAGAGGCCCACCAUACGCGCCUGAUUGGCUCAGGAGGACAAUUCUUCCCAUUGAAACCCCUGAAUAUGCCCACGAUUCCUCUUUCGAAUACAGUUCCAAACCCUGCGCCAACCUCUCGUCAUGAUAGCUACUCACAAUCAGCGUCGAGAUCCAUAUAUACGGGCGACGAUGGAACACGAAUGAAAGACCACGAUUUUAUCCACGUCACCAGUCCAGCUAGUCCUUCUUACGGUCAGGCAUGGCAGUUCACGUCGACGGAUGUGGGCAAUGCGGGUAGCGCUCAGCCUUAUUUGCCUUCCUCAGAUGAUCAGCAGACAGUGGAAGAGCGACAUGGUUUAGAAUCGAGUCGAAAAUCAGACAAGGAUGCG
Acaulospora colombiana is the source of this 680-nucleotide messenger RNA. NCBI's taxonomy places the organism in Eukaryota, Fungi, Glomeromycota, Glomeromycetes, Diversisporales, Acaulosporaceae. The record is from the annotation of a GenBank genome assembly.